AUGGCGCUUCGUGUUGAUUAUGAAGGAAGUAAUGAUGUAGGAGUGUUCUGCACUUUGACGAAUAGCUAUUGUCUCGUUGGAAUCGGAGGAACUCAGAAUUUCUACAGCACUGUUGAAGCCGAGCUAGCUGAUGUAAUUCCUGUUGUUCAUACAUCGAUCUCUUCUACACGUAUUGUUGGUCGAGUUACUGUGGGAAAUCGUCAUGGUUUAUUGGUGCCAAAUGGCACUACUGACCAAGAGUUACAGCAUCUGAGGAAUUCCCUGCCAGACGAGGUAAAAGUUCGACGGGUUGAUGAACGUCUCUCCGCUCUGGGCAAUGUGAUUGCGUGUAAUGACCACGUAGCAAUAGUUCACGCGGAAAUUAGUCAAGAAACGGAAGAAGCACUUGUUGAUGCUCUUAAGGUUGAAGUAUUCCGUGUCAGCCUUGGACAAAAUGCUCUUGUAGGAUCAUAUUCCGCUCUUUCUUCGCAAGGCUGUUUAGUAGCAGCUCGCACCCCUCCAGAAACCCAACGAGAGCUAGCUGCCUUGUUGCAAGUUCCAGUCGUUGCUGGUACGGUAAACCGAGGCUCCGAGCUCAUUGGUGCUGGAAUGUGUGUCAACGACUGGGUCGCUUUUUGCGGUGAGGAGACACGGACGAGUAGCCAUUCAGGAAGUAGCGGCAUUUGUCGAUCGUUUUUCACACUAAUUUUCGCUGUUCCAGGCCUGGACACCACUUCCACUGAAUUAUCCGUUGUUGAGUCCAUUUUCAAGCUCGGCGAUCAUGGCCAGCCAGCUGCAAUCAGUACACAACUCAGAGAUACUCUUAUUGAAAGC
Molecule: messenger RNA, 813 nt
Organism: Strongylus vulgaris
Lineage: Eukaryota; Metazoa; Nematoda; Chromadorea; Rhabditida; Strongylidae
Source: the annotation of a GenBank genome assembly